Messenger RNA from Alternaria alternata, 2015 nucleotides. Its product is annotated as RING-14 protein. Gene Ontology annotation, molecular function: metal ion binding. NCBI's taxonomy places the organism in Eukaryota, Fungi, Ascomycota, Dothideomycetes, Pleosporales, Pleosporaceae. Bases 432 to 1838 code for a protein of 468 amino acids. The transcript has 4 exons. The record is from RefSeq and is a predicted model, not a curated record. Gene Ontology annotation, biological process: cellular response to phosphate starvation.
UUUGUUUUGAUUCAUAAAAGAGGCGUUUCCCCAUGUCUUCGUAAUGGCGCAAGGCUAUCUCCAUUGAAUUCUGGGGGUCUUCAUUUAGCGGCAUCCUUCACAGGCAGACAGGCGCAUGACCCGCGGAACAAGUCGCCGUUGUUGACAAGUCGUUAUUCCCUCAUUCAUUACCACUUCCCCUCCACCCACACGUCCAAUACAGGUCGAAACACAAACUUCAAGUUCCAUCGUCUCCCUACUCAGUCGCAUUUGCAUAUCCCAAGCGUGGGUGAUCGCUGGAAGGCUCCGUUAGCUUGGUCCACGGAACUGCGGCGGAACAAGCGUGGAAGGUACCCCGCUAAGCGUUGCAACCACUCAGCUCCCCACGUGCAUCCUCUGCGCCUCCUGAUCGGCCAGCCUUACCACGGUUCCUCGUCAACCUUUCCCCAAAUAUGAAGUUCGGCCAUCUGUUCAAGCAAACACUCCGGGAUGAGGGCUUCCCGCCAGAGUGGGUCGAUUCCGCCAUCUCUUACUCGCAGCUCAAGAAGUGCAUCAAGAGGCUUACCGACGAGCUGCAGCAAGUGGGCCUUGAUCCUGCGACCCUGUCCAAAUUGUUGAAGCAUGUCGAAGACUACAACGCCUCUACACAAGAAGAUGAUGAACAAGAAAGACCAUUCGAGUAUAUCCUCAACCCCGACAGUUCUAGGGAUAAUGCCUCGCCGUCACGGAAGGCUUUCCAUCCAAAGUUACUCUUCUACGUAAACGAGACAAGUGGAGAGGUCCUGAGCGCCCAGCUGGAUGAUGAGACCAGGCGCAAACUCCAGAUGCUGGCCGUUGAAACUGGCAUGUCUGAUUUGCGCGUCUUGGACGAUUCAGGCUCGCCAAUGCAAUCUGCCAAUUCUGUAGAUCCAGCCAGUACCAUGACGACCACCCCAACAAAUAGCUCUCGCAGCCGACCCGGUUACCGUACAGUCGAGGUUCCCAUUACCUCGGACACCGAAUUUUUCACCAGGCUUACCAGUGAAGUCACAGGGUUGGAGAAACUGCAAGAGCGCGAACAAAAACGAAUGAACGUUCAGAUUGAAGCGUUAGGGAAACAAGUUGCCAAGUUGACCAACCCCGACCGAAGAGCCAAUAGAAAGAUGCUCACUACUUGGCGUCAGAUCUUCCAGAUAUACGUCGAGGAGGGCAUUUUCUUUGGAACAACGGAGAUUGAUCAUAAAUCGCAUGAUUCGGAAAAGGCAAUGGCAAGAUUGGCUGGCUUCUCAAACAAGAUUGCUAAGGCCGGUCUGGUGGAACAGUUGAAGAAGAAGGAGAACCUGCAAGCGCUGAACACUUUUAUGCACAUCAACCGAGAGCUUCUCCAAGGCCUACGAUUCGGCGAGAUCAAUCACAAUGCCAUGAUGAAGAUUCUCAAGAAAUUCGACAAACGCACAGCUUUGGGCGUAAAGUCCACGUUCCCUCGUCAAGUAGAGUACCCAGAGUUCUCAGAACAUCUCGCCAAGGCCGUCUGCGCCGAAGUCAACACACAGAUCCUCUCCCACGUCCCGCAAAUAGAUGACUACUCGUGCCCCAUGUGCAUGGAAAUUCAAUGGCGGCCCGUAAAACUCAGCUGCAACCAUACCUUUUGCAUCAGGUGCUUGAUCGUCAUGCAGAACAACAAGCAGUACAACUGUCCCUUCUGCCGAGAGAAGACAGUUUUCGAUGCAAAUUCAGACAACCUGGAUACCGAACAAGCUGCCUUUCUCAAAAAGUGGUUCCCAGAAGAAGUCAAGAACAAGCAGCGAUACAAUGAGCUGAUGGCGGGUGUGGAUCAGUAUGGAGAGGUGUAUGCGACUGAAAAGUGCGUUGUCAUGUAACCAAUCGCUACUCUUUUGGAUCGCAUGCUAAAUUUGCCGUGUUUGAAGGUUCAUGCGCGCCGGCUCUCUGUGGCAUAUGAUUUGAUCGUAUCGACGGGUGCAGUGCAAUUUGGCAAUAGCCGUUUUUGAGAUUCGAGAUACCCAGCACAAUUUGUGCAUGUACAAUAACCAAUAGAC